Jatropha curcas is the source of this 2220-nucleotide messenger RNA. RefSeq names its product arginine--tRNA ligase, chloroplastic/mitochondrial. Gene Ontology annotation, molecular function: arginine-tRNA ligase activity; ATP binding. NCBI's taxonomy places the organism in Eukaryota, Viridiplantae, Streptophyta, Magnoliopsida, Malpighiales, Euphorbiaceae. The record is from RefSeq and is a predicted model, not a curated record. Gene Ontology annotation, cellular component: cytoplasm. Gene Ontology annotation, biological process: arginyl-tRNA aminoacylation.
CCACUUUUCUGUUAAAAUCCGUAGCACAUGCAAUUGCUGUUUCAACUGAUCAUACGAUGGUUAAAACCCUCCUACACUCCUCUAAUUUAAUCGCCGAAUUUCCUCACAGAGUCGCUUCGUCAACCAGUCGAUGACGCUUCAACAGAAUCACCACUCCCCAUUGUCCUCUGCUUUAGCGGAGGAGGAGAAUAUGGGCAAUGUGAAGAAACAAUUAUCCAAGUUGUUUGCCGUUUCACUUCGAGAAAUGCUGCCUCCUCAACUCAAUGCUGAGCCACUGGUUGCUUCCUGUGUACCAAAAUUUGGCGAUUACCAAUGUAAUAACGCCAUGAGUCUUUUCUCUAAAUUGAAAGGAACAAAUAGCAAUUAUCAGAAUCCCCUUGCUGUUGGACAGGCUAUUCAGAAAAAUCUGCCUUUCUCUGAAAUGAUAGAGUCAUCCUCUGUGAUAAAACCCGGAUUUGUGAAUGUUUUUUUGUCGAACAAGUGGAUGGCUGAGUACAUUCAAAAGAUGCUUGUUAAUGGCAUUGAAAGUUGGGCACCCAAGCUUUCGGUUAAACGUGCUGUGGUCGACUUUUCAUCACCCAAUAUUGCAAAAGAACUGCAUGUUGGCCAUUUAAGAUCUACCAUAAUCGGUGACUCGCUAGCUCGCAUGCUUGAGUUUUCGAAUGUUGAAGUUCUUCGUCGAAAUCAUGUUGGUGAUUGGGGGACUCAGUUUGGUAUGUUGAUUGAAUUUCUGUUUGAAAAGUUUCCAAACAUUGAAGAUGUUAAUGAAAGUGCCAUUGGUGAUCUACAGGCAUUCUACAAGGAAUCAAAAAAGAGAUUUGACAUUGAUUCUGAGUUUAAGGAGAGAGCACAACAAGCAGUGGUCCGCCUUCAGGGUGGAGAACCCAAGUACCGCCAUGCUUGGAAACAGAUAUGUGAUAUCAGCAGGAGGGAGUUUGAUAUGGUCUAUCAACGCCUUCGGGUUCAGCUAGAGGAAAAGGGAGAAAGCUUUUACAAUCCUUACAUUCCUGGGGUUUUAGAGGCACUAACCCAGCAAAGAUUAGUUGAAGAAAGUGAAGGCGCUAGUGUGAUAUUUAUUGAAGGGUAUGAUGUACCUCUUAUUGUUGUGAAGAGUGAUGGUGGUUACAACUAUGCAUCAACUGAUCUGGCUGCUCUUUGGUAUCGCCUUAAUGAGGAGAAAGCUGAGUGGAUUAUUUAUGUUACUGAUGCUGGCCAGAAUCAGCACUUCGAAAUGGUUUUCAAAGCUGCCAAACUAGCAGGUUGGCUCCCGUCUGCUGAUAAUUUAUACCCAAAAGUUACUCAUGUUGGUUUUGGCGUGCUUAAAGGGGAAGAUGGAAAGCGCUUUAGAACUCGUUCCACUGAAGUGGUUCGAUUGGUUGAUCUCCUUGAUGAAGCCAAGAAACGCAGUAAAACAGCACUAGUUGAGCGUGGUAAGGGUGAAGAAUGGACUGAAGAUGAGCUUGAGCAAACAGCUGAGGCUAUUGGUUAUGGUGCUGUUAAGUAUGCUGACCUAAAGAACAACCGAAUGACUGAUUACAUAUUCAAUUUUGACCAGAUGCUUAAUGAUAAGGGCAAUACUGCUGUUUACUUGCUGUAUGCGCAUGCUCGUAUCUGUUCAAUAAUCAGGAAAUCUGGUAGAGACAUAGAGGAGCUGAAAAAUACAGCGAAGCUAGUGUUGGAUCAUCCAGAUGAACGUUUUCUGGCACUUCAUUUGCUACGAUUUUCGGAGACGGUUGAAGAAGCUUGCAUCAACUUGUUGCCAAGUGCGAUAUGUGAAUACCUCUACAGCUUAUCCGAAUAUUUCACUAAAUUUUACUCUAAUUGCCAGGUUGUCGGAUCUACAGAAGAAACAAGCAGACUUUUGUUGUGCGAAGCAACAGCCUUGGUCAUGAGAAAAUGCUUUUUUCUCCUCGGAAUUGUACCUGUUUACAAGAUAUGAUAGGAGGGGCUUUCAAGUACUUAUCUUUUCUCUUUAGCACUUAGAAAACAUUUUGUUUAGUUGCCUAAUGCAUUAAAUCACCUUGUAUUUUGCGUUUUGUUGCGAUUUCGCCCAAUUUUGACCUAGCAAGCUCCCUAAAGCACAAAACUGCACCUUUUCUUUGAACUGAAGCCCUUCCAAAUCCUUUCAUCAAUCUCCCUUCUAUCUCUCUGCAAUUCGUUUGAGUUGGUAAUUCUUGAAUUGGAUUGGUUAAUUUCACUGCACUUUAUUUGCUUUUUCCA